AUGCAGCCUUUCCGCAGAAAGAGUGCUCCUCUUUUCAGCUUGGAAGCAGGGAUAAUGAAGGUCCGCAAGAAUAAUAACCUCUCAAUAUUCGUUGUCGUAUUUUCUGUCAUUCUCUUUGGGAUCUUCAUGUACAAUGAGGAUGUUAAGUCCAUGGCUGAGUUCCCAUUCUCAAGGAGUAAAGCUCAAGAAAUCCAAGAAGGGAAAGCAGAAACAGAGACAAUCGACCCUGUUCCAAAGGAUGCUAUUGGCAGGACAGGCUCACAGGACUCUACCGUAGUCGACACUGUUCGAAGAGAUAUCAAGGAGGAAGACGGAGAUCAUGAAACCGUGACGGUCGCGGAUUCCGGGAAAUCAGGAGAUCAAUUGGAGAAAAACCAGGAAGAAGAAUCCGAUGAAACACAAGAACAGGUUGUUGAUACAGUCGUGCCCAAAGAGAAAGAUGACAAGAUCGAGUUGCCGGGCGUGAAGGAGGAGGAAGAUGACGAUGAUGACGAAGAAGACGAAGUCAUCGAGUUGCCUCCAGAGGAGUGUGAUUUGUUUACAGGGGAAUGGGUCUUCGAUAACGUGACCCGUCCAUUGUACAAAGAAGACCGGUGCGAAUUCCUCACUGCCCAAGUGACUUGCAUGAGGAAUGGUCGGCGUGAUUUUCUGUAUCAGAACUGGAGAUGGCAGCCCAGAGAUUGUUCUUUGCCCAGGUUCAAACCAAGACUGUUGCUUGAGAAGCUCAGAGGAAAGAGGCUUAUGUUUGUUGGAGACUCACUGAACAGAAACCAGUGGGAAUCAAUGGUAUGCAUGGUCAAUGCUGCGAACCCAUCAGGCAACAAAACCUGGUACAAGACUGGUUCUCUUGCUAUCUUCAGUAUUGAGGACUACAACACAACCGUAGAAUUCUACUGGGCCCCAUUUCUAGUGGAGUCAAAUUCUGAUGAUCCAAACAUGCACAGCAUAUUGAACCGUAUAAUCAUGCCUGAAUCAAUAGAGAAGCAUGGCGUGAACUGGAAGGACGUGGACUAUCUCAUCUUCAACACCUACAUAUGGUGGAUGAACACUUUCACCAUGAAAGUGCUACGAGGCUCGUUCGAUGAAGGGGCCACUGAGUACGAUGAAGUCCCACGGCCAGAAGCUUACGGGAGAGUUCUGAAAACAUGGUCGAAAUGGGUGGACGACAACAUUGAUCCGAAUCGUACUAAAGUCUUCUUCACCAGCAUGUCCCCUCUUCAUAUCAAGAGUGAGGACUGGAACAACCCAGAUGGAAUAAAAUGUGCGAAGGAGACGACCCCUGUUUUGAACACGACGACCCCACCGGAAGUGGGCACGGAUCGUCGGCUUCUCGUCAUCGCCGACAAUGUGACGCAGUCGAUGAAGGUGCCGGUGCACUUCAUCAACAUCACCACCUUAUCGGAGUUUCGGAAAGACGCGCAUACCUCUGUGUAUACUAUACGCCAGGGGAAGAUGUUGACUCCGGAGCAACAGGCCGAUCCGACUACUUAUGCGGAUUGUAUCCAUUGGUGCCUGCCCGGGUUACCCGACACGUGGAAUGAGUUCGUUUAUGCACGUAUUAUCUCUCUGUCUUGACGUUCAGACAUAUGUAUAUCUUACAUCUUCACGUAUUCCCCUUUUUUUGGGCAAUCUUCAAGUAAUUGUUAUUGAAAUUCUCCUUCAAGUCAUGAGAGAAAGGCUUCAACUUUUGUUUUAUCUGUUUAA
This is a messenger RNA of Neltuma alba, 1704 nucleotides long. RefSeq names its product protein ESKIMO 1. The transcript has 5 exons. Gene Ontology annotation, cellular component: Golgi apparatus. The coding region runs from base 1 to 1575 and encodes 524 amino acids. Lineage: Eukaryota; Viridiplantae; Streptophyta; Magnoliopsida; Fabales; Fabaceae. The record is from RefSeq and is a predicted model, not a curated record. Gene Ontology annotation, molecular function: O-acetyltransferase activity.